UGGAGAGCUAACAAGCGAACAGCAACAGCAACGACAAUGAGUGGCAACCGGAAAAAAGUUGCAGUUUACAGACUGCAGUCUCUAGCGCCAAGGAACAGAGCUCGUUUUUUAAAAUGUUCCUGUCAACUCACACUGGACCCAAACACAGCGCAUAGAGAGCUCUGUCUGUCUGAAGGGAACAGAAAGGUGACACGGAGUAGAGAGACCCAGCCAUACCCUGAUCACCCAGAGAGAUUUUACAGCUAUCUCCAAGUGCUUUGCAGAGAGGGUCUGUCUGAGACUCGAUGUUACUGGGAGAUUGAGUGCAGUGGGAGAGGGAAUUUUAUAGGAGUCACAUAUAAAGGAAUCAGCAAGAAAGGGGAUAGUUCCUGUAUCCUUGGAUCCAAUGACAAGUCCUGGAGUUUGGAAUGCUCUGGUUCCAGUUACUAUGCCUGGCACAAUAACAAUCACACUGCAAUAACUGCCCCUCGCUCACCCAGAAUAGGAGUGUAUCUGGACUUUAAUGCUGGCAUUCUGUCAUUUUAUAGAGUCUCUGACACAAUGACCCUCCUGCACAGAUUCCAAACCACAUUCACUGAGCCGCUCUAUCCUGGGUUUAGGCUUUAUUGUUAUGAUUCUACUGUGACAAUCUGCCAGCUGAACUAGACUGUUUUGUGUUGUAAGAAACCCUUUGUAUUGAACUCCCUGUCUGUCCUCUCCACUCCUCGGGUGAAGGGAAUGUUCAAUCUGACACAACUGUGGAUGAAAGUUAGGGGGUAAAAUGUCACCACCGCAGAAAUAAGGUUAAUUAUUUGUUUUUACACUUGGAGCCGAGGCAGCCUCAUUUUCACUGUUUAACCUCUCAGGUUAGUAUUUUUGUAAUUGUAAACACACAACUGUACAGCAUAAAAUGUUAAAUAUUUACUGAGUAUUUAUAGAUUACAAACACAUAAAUAGCAACAAGUUGUAAACAUAGUUGGCAUCUCUGCACAGUGCUAGAAUUCCCACAGCAAGUACUGAUAAGUAUAUCUUAAGGUGAUUGCAGCUCACUAAAUAAUUCCACAUUGUGUACCUAUAUUGCACUUCCAUUGGCUACAUAGGUCUCAAAUGUGCAGUUUUGAAAAGAUUCUCAGAAAACCAUGUUCUUGUUUCGAAUUGGAUUUUGUCUAUCAAAUUGAUAUUUGUAGACAUUUAUAGUACAGUGCUGUCUCGCUAUAAGACUCUCGCUUAUAACACACCUUGGAUAUAAUGCUCCUACAGCAUGUCCCCCAAUUCCCUAUACUAGUGAUUCAUGCAAUAUUUCUACAGUAAGUACAGUACCAGUGUUGUUCAAAAUGUACACAACUUCUCAGUCUAACUUCUGUUUCUGUCUCUUGAUACACUAUCUGAACUAAAGAAAAGCUGCGCUGGCACUUAUUCAGCAUUUGUUUUAUAACUAAAUAAAUAUUAGGCCUAUUAUCUUUCCUAAUGUAUUUACUUUUUUGCUGCAAGAGGAGAUGUGGCUUUCUCUGGAAUACAAGACGCUUCAGCCCCGCUCCAGCAGCCGAACCCAGGCGAACACAGUCCCUCCACCCACUCUCCUUCUCACACUUGGUUUGCUUGUCUAUCGCUUUGAACUGAACUUCUGCCCGCCGUUUAGCCAGGCUAUUUAUAGUUUAGAAACUGCUAAUUAAAUUGAUCAAUGAGUGGGAAUGUUACCUUUUUUUUGUAAAAAAGAUAGUUUUGAUUACAGGGUGCUUUUAUGCAUGGUUAAUUCACAGAAUGUUAUAUUUUUCUGCUUCACAGUAUAUGAGUUAUAGAGAGGGAGUUAUUUUGUAUUGUUAUGUGUCCCAUGGUGGUCCCCACCCACUCCCCCGUUUACAACGCUCUUUGGUUAUAACGCUCAUAUUGUGUCCCCCCUGAGACCCACAUUAUAGUGAGGGAGCACUGUAUCUAUCUGAACUAUUUGGGAUUUAGCUACAUCUAGCAAAUCUAUAAACCCUGGGGCUUCACACAUACGUUUAUAUAGGCAAUCAACAGGUAAAAUAUGCUUUUUCCUCAUGUUAUUUUUUUUAAUUGUUUUGUUUAUUUUAAAAAUAAUGUAAUGAAAUAUCAUCACAAGAAAGAAGACAUUUCCGUGGAUAUCAUAAAUCUCAAUCAAUUUGCCCCCUUCAUAGUAAAUGCAUUACAUGGGCAAUCUGCCCACAGUGGAAAAGCAGGAACAUAUUUUAACCCUGGCCUUUGGUGCCCUCUUGAGGACAAUCUCUGCAGCUGCACAGAGCCUGAUUUGAAGGGAAUUCACUUGCCGAGGUUCCAUUUGAAAUGUUGGGAAAUAUUCACAAAACCUUAAGGACUGUUCUGAGGACUGUUUUAUUAAUGACUGUUGAUAAAAAUACAAUUUUGGAGGUAUAAAUCAAGUUAAAUCAAUACAUAUUUAUAAUCAGGUUUCCUUGGUCACCACAGCACCAAAGGGACAUUAUGGCCCUUGUGAGAGUCCAACAAAGGGUAACUAGACUAAUCCCUGGUCUUAAAGUAGGCUGAAACAACUGAACCUAGGCUGGAACAAAGAGGAAUUAGGGGGCCAUGACUGAAGUUUUUAAAAUCUUAAAAGGAGUUGAUAUAGUUAACCUGAACCAUUAAUUUAAGCACAGAAAAGAACUGAGACUUAGGACAGGGGGAAAGUGACACUUCUUCAUAGAAGAGUGGUGAGGGUAUGGAAUGGGUUACCUAGUCAUGAUGCUGAGGCAGAAUCACUGGGAUCCUUGAAAAUCCACCUUGACAAAGUUCUGAGAUCAAUCAGCUACUAGGAACCGGAUAAGCUUUAAGAUGCGCUGAACAGUCUCCUCUCUUUUGUAAACACUUAUGUUAUUAAAGUCACCAAGUCUUUUGUAAUAAUAAACCCAGAGGUCAAUGAUAGGAAGACUGUCCAUCACCGUUUUGUUUCAGUCUGAAGCCUUUGUUUACUUUACUGAAGUAAUUAAUCUUGAGUUUUCAAAGAUUGUCUUUAUCUUAUUAUUUAUUUCUUAAAAUAAAAGUAGAUUUAUUCAGCAAAAUUUCUCUUGGCUCAGGCCAAUGUGGCAAUAAUUAAGAACAUGAAAACUAAGUUUUAAUGGACAUGUUUGUUAUUUUUAGUAGCAUCCAGAGUUUAGACUGAAUUUAUAAACUCGCUGAUACGCUGGACUUGUUUAAGAUGAUCUGGGGUACAGGAUAUGUGGUUUGUGGGGUUGAGAAUGAAAAUCUUUCUUUCGAUGUGUAAUAAUUUUCUAUGUACAGAUUUGAAUUGUGUAAUGGUGCAUGAUUACUCUGUCUGUCUCUCUCUCUCUCUCUCUCUCUCUCUCUCUCUCCAUAUCCGUUCAAAAUUCAGACAAGUAUUCAAAUAUUCAUUCAUUUGCAAAAUGUAACCAAAGCGAUUAUAUGUAACACUGUAUUAAAGUAAAUAAAAUA
Acipenser ruthenus (sterlet) is the source of this 3402-nucleotide messenger RNA. Its product is annotated as tripartite motif-containing protein 16-like. Bases 37 to 645 code for a protein of 202 amino acids. The transcript is spliced from 3 exons. Gene Ontology annotation, molecular function: protein binding. NCBI's taxonomy places the organism in Eukaryota, Metazoa, Chordata, Actinopteri, Acipenseriformes, Acipenseridae. The record is from RefSeq and is a predicted model, not a curated record.